Messenger RNA from Tachyglossus aculeatus (Australian echidna), 1139 nucleotides. RefSeq lists its product as uncharacterized. Bases 1 to 747 code for a protein of 248 amino acids. Gene Ontology annotation, biological process: signal transduction. Gene Ontology annotation, molecular function: protein binding. The transcript is spliced from 6 exons. NCBI's taxonomy places the organism in Eukaryota, Metazoa, Chordata, Mammalia, Monotremata, Tachyglossidae. The record is from RefSeq and is a predicted model, not a curated record.
AUGGAUACGUUCUUGGGCUCUACCCUGAGCAUCCCAGCAGAAGCGUCUCACCCAGUCUCUGCAAAAAUCCCGGCCCCGUUCCUUGUAAAGAAGACAGUUAGAAAGAAAACUGGAGAGUUGCUCAUCUUGUGGAUGAAAAAAAUCAAACAUUACAAAAUACUACGGAUUUUUAGUUUUAAACAAAUUCCAAGACAGAGUGGAAUACAGACUUAUCAGCUGAUUGCUAGUAGCAGAAAAUGUCUGGUAACUUUAGAACAUCUAAUGCCAUACUCUUCUCCAUUUAUAAGAAGAAGAUUGCCAGAUGCUAAUGUGAUUACUGCUUUUGAGAUGCCAAACAAAGCCCAAGAGGAUGCGGUGAUUAACCUGAAGUCAGUAGGAGAACUGGGACAGCAGCUAGGGUUUGAAUGGACAAUCGUUGCCAACGAGCUGGGAUUCAGUAGAGGUGAAAUAAGCCAAUUUCACAAAGCUACAGUGAAAAAGAAGAUCCAAGCCCAGAAAAUGCUAGAAUGCUGGUAUGAGCGAUCGUGGCAUAAACUGAACAAGACCAAGCUUCUCCAGGAUGCUCUGGAGCGGGCCGGAAGGAAAGAUUUGGCUGAUAAACUUCGCUGCCUGCACUGGGGUCACCAGAAACUAAGUAGCAGAGUGGAGCUCCCAUCAGCUUUUCCUUUCCUCAUCACCGUACACAAAACCAUCAAUAACAAAGAAGAGCUUAAGAAAAUUAAUCAACUUGGAAGCAACUUUAACUAAGUACAUACCUCAGAAUGGGCACAUCUCGGUAAUGCCACUGAGGUGGACGGGAUGCAGAAGCCGACUGAAUUCUUAUUUAUUAAGCCUUUAUUGUGUGCAGAGAGUACUGAACAAAGCAUUUGGGCCUGUACAUUACAACAGAGUUGGUAGGCACAUUACCUGUCUUCAAGAGAUGGAUGGACACUUGAACAAAGAAUCCAAGCUGAUGUGGAAUGGGAAAAAUGAAUGGAUAAGUAGGAGGGAGUGAGCUAUCUUGGUAGGACAGACACUUGAUAAAAGCAUGUGCUUGAAAUAUUUUCUGAUUACUCAAUGUGUAGCUAGCUGAAAUUAUACGACUUGCUUAGACUUCCAAAAUAUUUUAAUCACGUGGCUAUAACUUGAUGCUAGAAAAA